AUGGACUGGCCACCGCCGGAGAUGAACUACAACACCAAGCACUUUGACAAGUAUCACCACAUCAUUCAGUAUGCUCAGCCGGGCGAGGCAAAGAACAUCAAAGUUUGCCGCUGCUGGCAGUCGAAGCGAUUUCCGUACUGCGAUGAUACCCACAAGGUGCUUAUCGAGGCCGGCGACAACGUCGGCCCAUACGUAGUGAAGAUCAAUCCGAAGCCGGCCACCACGAACGUCGCGGCCAACCACCUUCAGGUCCGUAGCCAGCUUCCCCGCACGGCCGCCUUCUUCGCGGCAGGGUUUGGCACGGCAGCUCUGGCGGGCUUGGCCGCUGUCGCUUACGCCCGGGGUUUCCGCUUGCGCGGAGAGGUGGAGCUGCCGAAGACGGGGAGCCCACAAGGGGCCGCCGAAAGUUAG
Molecule: messenger RNA, 411 nt
Organism: Symbiodinium natans
Lineage: Eukaryota; Dinophyceae; Suessiales; Symbiodiniaceae
Source: the annotation of a GenBank genome assembly